Molecule: messenger RNA, 2790 nt
Organism: Paramuricea clavata
Lineage: Eukaryota; Metazoa; Cnidaria; Anthozoa; Malacalcyonacea; Plexauridae
Source: the annotation of a GenBank genome assembly
AUGUUUGUGGAUACAGGCAUCAUCAGUCUAUCUCCAAGGAGGGUCCAUCCAUCAAAUUUCCCAAAGAAGACUGAUUCUUCGCAGUCUCCACUAGGCCUCCCGGAUUCAGCCAAAUCCAAUCCUACAGCAACUGUAUUCUCAGAUACAGAAGAGGGAAUUUUAUUCCAAACUGCCACAGCUCCUGUGUGUAAUCCUAGAAGUCCUGAAAAGAUCGUGAAUGCACGAAUUCUAUUUGAUAGUGGGUCUCAGAAAACUUAUAUUUCAAAGCGGUUAAAAGAUGCCCUCGGUUUGUCUCCAUUAAAAUCGGACAGACUUAUUAUUAAAACAUUCUGUACGGCGGGAGAAACGGCGAAAAACCUGUGAAGAAGUUCAAGUUAGUGUACAGGGAAAUCGAGAUUUGAAUCUUUAUCUGACAGCCCAUUGUGUGCUAAUUAUAUGUGCCCCUUUGCAAAAUCAAAGAAUUGAAGUAGCAGUGCGAGAAUUUCCUCAUCUAGAAGGUUUAUAGUUAACUGAUUCUGUCCAUGAUAAAUCAGAAUUAGAAGUUGAUCUGUUAGUUGGGUCAGAUUUCUAUUUGCAGUUUAUGACCGGAAGAGUCCAAAAGGGGGAGGCUGGGCUCACUGCAAUAGAGUCGCACUUGGGGUGGAUUUUGUCUGGUUCAUCAAGCUCCACGAAUACUCGCUCUGUAUCAGCAAAUUUUACACAGACAUAUGUCUUAAGAAUUGCAGAAGCCCCUGAUCUUGUUGUUGUUCCUCUGCGAGAGGAUCUGUCAAAGUUCUGGUCGCUUGAGUCUAUGGGUAUACGACCGAACGAUGAAUAUUCUGUACAUAAACAAUUUCUAGACAACAUAGAAACUGAUGGAGAGCGUUAUCAAGUCAAGCUUCCCUUUAAGCAAACACACCCAAUAUUACCAGACAAUUAUCAGAACUCUGUGAUGAGGUUGGGUUCACUUGUUAAACGACUGCGGGGUGAACCUGAGCUCCUUAGAGAGUAUAAUAACAUUCUUAAAGAGCAAAGGAAAGCCAGUGUUAUUGAAGAUGCCCCAGAAGGACCCGUAUCAGUAGGCGAAGAUUGCUAUAUUCCCCACCACUGCGUUGUCAGACAUGACAAGGACACCACAAAGGUACGUGUGGUGUAUGAUGCAUCAGCAGAAUCGAAGGGGUUUUCAUUAAAUAACUGUUUACAUUCUUUGCCCUGUCUUGUAGCCACUCUAUUUGAUAUUAUGUUGAGAUUUCGCUGUCAUCUGUUUGCCUUGGUGGCAGACAUAAAAAAGGCAUUUCUACAAAUUGAGAUUGCACCUGAGCACAGAGACUUUCUUCGGUUCCUGUGGAUAGAUGAUAUUAGUAACGAACAGGCAAAUAUUAUUGUCCAACGAAUAACAAGAGUUACAUUCGGAGUUACUGCCUCACCAUUUCUGUUAGCAGCUACCUUGCAAUAUCACAUUGCAAAGUACUACUCUAUUGAACCCAAAAUUGUAGACAACCUGCUUCGAUCGUUGACCUCGCCUCGGGUGAAGAUUCGUAUCAGAAAACAUAUGAACUGUACGAAAGGGCAAAAUCUAUUCUACAAGAAGGGGGAUUUAUCUUACGUAAAUGGGCGUCAAAUAAUUCAGACUUGCGUAGCAAAAUUAGUAAAAAUGUCGGCAAGGAUAAUACAAAUUCGAGCACAAACAAAGAUGAAUCCACCUACGCCAAAGCAACACUCGGUUCAUCAUCCAAGACUACUGUUAAAGGAACUGAACAAAAGGUGUUAGGGUUGCUGUAGAACCCUGACAUUGAUGUAUUUAUAAUAAGAUUCCAAGAUUUAGUCAAUGCUGCAGAAUCGCUUCCUGCAACCGAGCGAAGUAUUCUGAAGAUCGUUGCGAGUGUAUAUGAUCCAAUGGGAUUUAUAUCGCCUGUUAUACUUCCUAUGAAGAUGCUCUUUCAACAGCUGUGUAUUGAAAAGGGCGAUUGGGAUGCCCCAUUGACAUCACAAUGUGAACGAAAGUGGCAGGGCUGGAUAACCGAGUUAAGAAAGAUUCCUGAGAUCAAGAUCGAUAGAUGCUGCAUAGAGGAGAACAUUUGUAAGGUAAAAUUACACGGUUUUUCGGAUGUCAGUAAGGGAGCAUUUGCCGCUGUUACUUACUUAAGAAUCGAAUCUAAAGAAUCGGUAAAGUUAACCUUAAUCGCCGCCAAGACAAGAGUAGCACCGUUGAAACAAUAAAGUUUACCGAGAUUAGAGCUUCUUGGAGCAUUAUGUCUUGCAAGACUUGCAUCAGCUGUUCGGAAAGCCAUUGAGCCUAUCAUCCCUAUUAGUGCGAUCUACUAUUGGACUGAUUGAUUUACCACAUUAUAUUGGAUACAGGGAACUAGCAAAGAGUUUAAGCUAUUCGUGGAGAACAGAGUAUCGGAAAUCAGAGAAUUGAGUGACGUACAGGGCUGGCGAUAUGUACCUGGGUAAUCCAAUCCUGCAGAUCUACCAUCUCGAGGUGUUCGGUUGGAAGAUUUAGCUGAUAAUAGUUUAUGGUGGAAUGGUUCAACUUGGCUUCACGAAUCUGAAGAACAUUGGCCUCAAUUCAAGAAUACAGAGCCUGACGAGGCAGCGGAGAAGGAAAUGAAGUUGGGCGAAAGAUCGUUAACGAAGUCUGACGGUUCUACACACGUGUCAAUAACUCAGGUUCAAAACAGGCGUAUAAAUCUAGAACUAUUAAUCGAUCCAAAAAAGAUAAAGUUCGUCAUUGAAAUUAUAUCGGGAUACAGCUCUGGUAUUAAGAUUUGUGAAAAUACUCAAACACGAUUGCAAGGCGGCAGAUAG